UUAGUGACAGACAUAGAAGAUGCGCUGCCGAAUUGUUCUCGCCUUUGGUCUAGUGGCUCUCGUUGCUACUGCCUACGCCGCAGGUUCGUCUCCAACGACGCCAACUUCGCCCUCUCCAACAUCUCCGACGACGCCGACCUCGCCCUCUCCAACAUCUCCAACGUCACCUACGACUCCAACAUCGCCAACCUCGCCAACCACACCCACUUCUCCGACUUCGCCCAGCACUCCCACUAGUCCUACCCCGGCUUCACCAACCACUCCAACUUCGCCCAGUGUUUCUCCGUCUUCCACUGACACCAACUCGUCGCCCUCGAACUCCAGCACCGACGAGGAGCUCACCAGGCUGCGCCGCAAGCUUCACAGAUUAAGGCGCGAGGUUCGCCGGGAAAGGCGUCGUCUGAAUCGCCAAGGACGCCGUGGCAGGCGACAGGGCCAACGCAGGACCCGUCAACGCCUAGGAAGAUUCUAAGCACCCAAGACCAUCAAAAUACUUCCACGAAAGCAAUGUCACAGUAAUUUGGCCUCUAAUAAAAGCUCUAAUAAAAUGCAACAACAAAAA
This is a messenger RNA of Drosophila eugracilis, 562 nucleotides long. RefSeq names its product DNA-directed RNA polymerase II subunit RPB1-like. The transcript has a single exon. Bases 20 to 472 code for a protein of 150 amino acids. NCBI's taxonomy places the organism in Eukaryota, Metazoa, Arthropoda, Insecta, Diptera, Drosophilidae. The record is from RefSeq and is a predicted model, not a curated record.